Recurvomyces mirabilis is the source of this 2898-nucleotide messenger RNA. RefSeq lists its product as uncharacterized. Gene Ontology annotation, cellular component: prospore membrane. The record is from RefSeq and is a predicted model, not a curated record. The transcript has a single exon. Gene Ontology annotation, biological process: protein localization to prospore membrane. Bases 1 to 2898 code for a protein of 965 amino acids. Lineage: Eukaryota; Fungi; Ascomycota; Dothideomycetes; Mycosphaerellales; Teratosphaeriaceae.
AUGAACACCUCACUAGAACCUGACUCGUAUACGAUCCGCCGACUUGAACAUGCGACACCCGAGCAUCUUCAUGCAACUGCCCGCCGCACGUUCAUAGGUCCGAUCCCUGAGGGCUGGUUGAAGAGCCAUAGGAAGCAGUGGUAUAGAGGUUAUGUCUCGAAAAACGCGAAUAGAGCGCCCACGUUCACAGCAGCACAACCAGUAGCAGAGCGGGUCCAGGCACAGCAGACUACUUCACCCGGACCCAGACCUUCUAGCCAAAGUGCAGCGGCAGAUACGACAGCGAGUACGACGAGCUUACUACAUGAGCAGCAUAACAUUGCCACCCCAGAGGCGACCAGGAAUGCGAGCAAGCAGGGUACAGAGCAGGCUGUCCCGGGACACAAUGAUGGCGGACCUAUAAUGAAGCGUCCCACUGAUCUGCUGCGCAUCGGGACUUUCGCAAACAAAGUCGCGGGCAAUGUGCCAAGGGUACGCUUCAGCGAGUCCACAAAGCUGCAACUGCAGCAGCGUGCGAGACGGCUAGCUGCGAAGGGAAACUUCAAAUGGAACCGGAUUCAGGACGGCGAGGUGCUGAAGAUGGACCGCAUGCUGCUCCGGACAGAUGUCACGAAGCAGAGUGUCGGCGCGGACUUCGACGAGAGAGUCAGCCAAGGUGUGGUAUCCCAGCAACUGGACAAAUGGCGGGAGUUCAUGGUGGUAUGCCGGAAGCAGACCGAGGACGAUGCGGACGCUGUGCUGCAAUUGUACGAGACACGGGUCAUUGCAGCCUCGGCAGCAGACAGAGGUAAAGCGAAGAAGAAGCCAAAAGUACAGGUCCCAAUGAGCACGACCCGAGCACAUGUCAACUUGUUCUCAAGUCUGGACAAAACCCUGUGUAUCUGGAUCCGAGAGAAGGGACGGACCACGAUCUACUACCUGCGCGCACAGUCUGGAGCGGCAUCUGUCGAGUGGUACACCUUCCUCCGUGGUGUGCUCGGCUUCAAGCGACCCAAGACCCUACAAGUCAAUGUACCAGAUCUUAGUGUGACGUUGCGCCUCGAUGAUCCCUUUGGAACGGCCGAAGCUAAGAAAGUACUGGCCGAUGCUGCCGAAGGCAACGAGGAAGCGUUGGCGAAGACCAUGAAUGACGAAAAGGGUGCUGCUGGAGCUAUUGUCGCGCGAUGUAUCAAGAUGCUAGCACAGUCACCUGAAUGGGCAGACGUGCUGAAACAUUGGUCCGAGCACGACCGCAUCGGCCUGGCAUGGAAACGUUAUGAUAGACUUGAAUGGAUAUAUGGAGCGGUGGAGCAGCGUAUGUACGGCACUAUCGCCAUGGCGAAGACGCAUGAGCUCGAGUUGCGCCCGAAAGAUCAUUAUCCGAGUAUGACAAAGACACGAAAAGGCGAGACCCUAGAGGAGCCAUCACCUGUGGAAGGUUUCCUCAUUCGCUUGACAUCUCAGAAGGGACAAGAUCGGCGUAUGGGCAAGAUGCUGUUCAAACGGCUUUACUUUACCACACACAACCAGUAUCUAUGCUUCUUACGUCCUUCUAAUGCUACGCCUCCACCACCACCGAAGCUUACAGUAGCCGCUAACGGCAACGUGCCUUCGAGUAAGCAGUUGGCUGAGCAGUCACCACUCACAUACGAUGUUGACCCGUAUCCAUUGCAAGGACAUCACAUCUCAUGGUUGGACGAAGAGGGCACAAAGUCUGCUUCUGAUCAGAGAGCCCACGAUGGAGAAGCUGCAGCCGAAGCCGAUCGGAAUUUGCGAAUGAUCAUGAGCUGCGAUGGCUUCAUCAGCCUGUGCGAUGUGAAGCGCGUCCGGAAAAUGCAUCGUGGCGCUGCGGCAGCGGACCAGAACUUGGACGAGGGAAGCGAUGUUGAAUUCAACACGGCUGAUGAGCGACAGUUUGGCCAGAAUGACAGUCUACGUGAUGACGGCGCCACCACUGAGGUAGACGACGAGCGCACCUUCGAGCUUGUGAUGGAGAAUGGCCUCGUCGUCCGACUACAAGCCUACAACAAAGAAGCCAAGCAAGAAUGGAUGUCUCGUCUCCGCCAGCUUGUGAAAUACUGGCACCACCGCGCAAAAGCCGACAUUGACCUCUUCAAGAACGUCCGACAACAGAAUCUCGAAGCUCUGAACAUUGACGAACGCGCCGAAGCGACUGUCGGUAGCUUCGCAUAUAAAUGGGAGGUCAGCCAGAGCUAUGCUAGUCCGACUAUGUACAAUCUCUGCGGUAUAUCCCAAUGCCGUACGGUCCAUCUCUCAGGCCUACUGUUUCGGAAGCCAAGACGGCAUACGACGUUCACUCGUUGCCACGUCAUCUUGUCCCAUGGCCACUUGCUUAUCUUUCAAGACACAUUACGGAGAUGGAGCGGUAAGAAACUGGUGAAUAUCCACCACGAACGGAUCGGAAGCAUCGACCUCAAAGGUUGCUACCUCUACAGCGGUCUCCUGACCGAAAACGACCUCCUCUACCAAAAUCGCACCUUCGACUCAAACCAACCAGGCAACCACGCCCUACCCAGGGUCUACCUCCAAGACACCUGGACCAGCACAGACGAAGACGCCAUGACGACCUUCGUAAUUUGGCACGCGAAAUCGAAAUCCUGGUUCAAAAGCAGUCACUUCGUCGACGAUGUCCGGUCCUCGUCUACGGCUGCUAAUCAGCAAGAAGCGGCCGGGCAAGGCGGGUUACUUGGGAGGGGUUAUAAGACUAAGGAGAAGUUGACGAGGGUUAGUCAGCUCGGCACUACGGGGAGGAGUGUGGUUUUCAAGGCGAGGAGUCGGGCGGAGAGGGAUCAUUGGGUUAUGGGGAUUCAGGUUGAGAUUGAGAGGUUGGCUGCUAGGGAGGUGGAGGAGGGCGGGAGUGAUGUUAGGCUUGUUGGGGAGGAGCAGAAGAAAGUAUAG